AACAUAGGAACAGCUGGGAGCACCCAAGACACUGGCAGUUGGAAAAGUGAUGGAGGACAAGUAGGACCUCGGGGGCAAGUAAAAGCAAGAAGCACUUGAAAAAGGAUAGAAAUGUUAAGAUGACCUGGAGGGAAGAAAAAGAGAUUUGGGAGAAGAGCCAUGCCCAAAAGACCAGCAAAAGGACUUUUCCAAUGGAAUCUGUUCUAAUGCCCCAAGUUCCACGUGGCAAUUACUUGCAUCUUCAGGAAGAGAAGCAAAGACUACAGCUCAAGAAAUUCCUUCUUCAUAGGAUGUUUCUUGUGGCCAAGAUAACAGCAAACACAGAAAAAAAAAUUAUUGCUGACUACUAUGAACAAGUGCUUCAGUCAACUUUAAAACUUCACAAAGGAGAAGCAGUGACGGGGUUUUUGCUCAUCUAUCCUACUUCUAUUCUGCAUAUUCUUGAGUCCUCCAGUGAUACGCUUUACCAAAUUCUUUUAGAUCAUCUUGACCAGAAAAAGAAUGACACGGAAUUUUUUAUCCAUGGGAUGAAAAUUAUAGUUGUGUCCCAUAACAUCCCGACAAGACUCUUCAUGCAAUGGCAUGUAUCAGAAAUAAAAGCUCCAGUCAUGUAUCUCGAUGAUGUCACACAGACACAGUCCCUAGAAGAGGUCCUCACCGAGUUUCUCACCCAGACUCAUAAACUGGCAAUUCACCUUUUAAAGACUGUGAAAGUGAGUGCUAAAGGACCAGGGGAUAACUUGCACCAACUAGCACCUGAAUUGCUCAUCCCAGAACAAAUAAUCAAGUACUUGUGCAAAUCUGAAGAAUUCAUGGAUCCAGAAGCUUUCCUAAACAUGUAUAAUAAACCCAUACAUAUCACUUUGGAUUCUGAGGUGGUAUGGCCUGCUCCUUCCCAUUUCUAGGAUUGAGAGAGAUGUGGUUAAUGUGGUCCAAUCUCUCAAGGAAUUGAUGCUACUUAAAUAAAAAGAAAACACUUCUGAGGGGACUCUUCUCUUGAAGAAAGAAAGGACCAUACGCCACAAUAUACACAAAGGUAAUACAUGAAUCUUUACUGAGUAUGUUGAGCUAAACUUGAAAAUAUACAUUUAUUCUGACAGCAAGUUCAACACAUUGUUUUAAUAAGUGGAUGGGGUUUAAUAAGUUAAGGGUUGCUCAAAAUUUAACAUCAUCUUGAUGAAAUGACAAUUUUUUAAAGAGGAGUAUAGACAAUAAAGGAUACAUUCAGAUUCA
Messenger RNA from Felis catus (domestic cat), 1233 nucleotides. It is a transcript of the gene TEX47, whose product is annotated as testis expressed 47. Lineage: Eukaryota; Metazoa; Chordata; Mammalia; Carnivora; Felidae. Bases 120 to 905 code for a protein of 261 amino acids. The record is from RefSeq and is a predicted model, not a curated record. The transcript has 2 exons. Gene Ontology annotation, molecular function: blue light photoreceptor activity; FAD binding.